AUGAAUUCAUUGAUAGCAUAUAUGCUGCUUUCCCUGGUGCUCAAGAGCACACAUUCCCAGCUGAUGGACUGUAGACACUUUGCAGACAACCUCCCUUUUAGGCUCCGAGAAUUAAGGAUCACAUUUAACAAGAUUAAGGAUUAUUUUCAAGAUAGAGAUUCUGAGCUGGACACUAUGCUAUUAAAAGAGGAUCUGCUAGAAGAUUUCAAGAGUUACUUGGGCUGCCAGUCAGUGGCAGAAAUGAUCCACUUUUAUUUGGAAGAUGUUUUAUCAAAAGUAGCUACCGACAACCCAGUAAAGCAGGAUGUAGACUUCCUUGGAAAUAUAUUGCUGGAUCUGAGACAAACAAUCAAGCGCUGUCAUAGGUUUUUCAUCUGCGAAAGGAAGAACAAAACAGUAAAGGCUAUCAAAGAUACAUAUGAAAAGCUCCAAGACAAAGGUAUCUACAAAGCAAUAGGAGAAUUUGAUAUUUUUGUUGACUACAUUGAACAAUACCUUAUCAUGAAGAUGAAAAAGUGAACAUUUUUCAUAGUGGGGAAACUUACUUUAUAAAUGAAAAAUGGUGAUCCGUACUUUGCAGUGUUCCAGAAAAAUCAACAAAAAUGAAUGACAUUGUAUUACGUUUUUAACUUAAAAUGUAUUUAUUAAUUCAUAUACCUCAGUUUUUAUCAAUUAGUUACAU
Messenger RNA from Candoia aspera, 682 nucleotides. It is a transcript of the gene IL10, whose product is annotated as interleukin 10. Gene Ontology annotation, cellular component: extracellular region. NCBI's taxonomy places the organism in Eukaryota, Metazoa, Chordata, Lepidosauria, Squamata, Candoiidae. Gene Ontology annotation, biological process: immune response. The record is from RefSeq and is a predicted model, not a curated record. The coding region runs from base 1 to 519 and encodes 172 amino acids. Gene Ontology annotation, molecular function: cytokine activity. The transcript is spliced from 5 exons.